AUGACAAAGGAUGAGGAGGAAAAGAAGAGGAAGAAGAAGAAGAAGGUGAUGCGGACAAGGAAUACGCUUCGUGAUAUUACUAACUAUGACGGAAGAGAACGGGCGCGAGGAUCAAUGUUCGACGACUACAUUCAAAAAAUUCUCGCAUUUCUGCCACCAACUUAUCCAGUUGAGUAUGUGACCAGAGAGGAAGCACUCAAGUCGAUUCAUGGGUAUAUGAUGUGUUUGGUUCCUGACAUGGAAGAACGACUUAGUAAAGAUAAUGGCUACAGAAUUCGUCGCUAUAUUCCUGUUGACGGUAGAAACAGAAGCGUGUGGGUGCAUGCUGGAGAUCCGGAGAACAACGAAAUUUGGGCAAGACAACAUAUCAUCGAGCAAGAACAUCUGAAACGAGAAAAGGCGGAAGCGAUGAAGACGGAUUCCCAGAUCGAUGAAGAUGCGAAACCGGUGAAAAUCGAAUAA
Caenorhabditis bovis is the source of this 462-nucleotide messenger RNA. The record is from the annotation of a GenBank genome assembly. Lineage: Eukaryota; Metazoa; Nematoda; Chromadorea; Rhabditida; Rhabditidae.